Molecule: messenger RNA, 478 nt
Organism: Lingula anatina
Lineage: Eukaryota; Metazoa; Brachiopoda; Lingulata; Lingulida; Lingulidae
Product: nephronectin-like
Molecular function (GO): calcium ion binding
Source: RefSeq, a predicted model, not a curated record
CCAAAGUUCUUUGCAUGCAGGAGUAGGGAGAGAGAGGGCUAUGGGGAAAAUGCUGCCGUGUUUCUACAAAAUACUGCUUGUUUGUUGGCUAUAUUGCCUACAAGAUUGCACGUGCCGUGCACGUGAGACGCGAGGAUACGGAGAAAUUCCAUAUAAUGAGUUGAGUGAUGAACCGCAGGGCAGUGGUGACAUUGACCUUAAAGAGGCCGGUGACUCUGGCUGUGGUAACCACGGUUGUUCUCAAGUGUGUGAAGUUAUCGGCGGCAUCCCCACGUGUCAGUGCAUGAGUGGCUAUAUUUUAGAGGAAAACGGGAAGACGUGUGCAGAUUUAGAUGAAUGUGCCCUGGAAAUCUGCGGGGAGCAGGCACGCUGCGUCAACAGCGUUGGCUCGUUCAGUUGCACGUGCCGCCAAGGUUACUUGAUGGAACAUGACGGGGUUUGUUAUGGUAUGUAUGCACCAUCUUCCGAUUCCACUUAA